Molecule: messenger RNA, 717 nt
Organism: Peniophora sp. CBMAI 1063
Lineage: Eukaryota; Fungi; Basidiomycota; Agaricomycetes; Russulales; Peniophoraceae
Source: the annotation of a GenBank genome assembly
AUGUCUCGAGCAAAAGCCCACCACCCCAAGCGCGCCGUCGCGACAUUCGUCAAAGACGCAGUUUCUGAUAACACUCUCGAGAAGUUUGAGGACGCAUUCUCUGGCGCACGGGAGAGCUGGGAUACCUGGUACUUGCGCCCGACACGAUCGGCAGUUGAAGGCAACAAUGUGACCCAACUGGCGCGUCUUUGCAAGAAGGUCUUCUCUUCCGAAGGCGUACCAUAUAAUGCGGACCUCUUCUUCAUACUGGACGAGCGCACAGAGCGCGACCAUUCUGCCUGUCUUGUGCAUCACACAGUCGAUCCCGCCUCCGGCCAUGUUGAGGAGAAGCAGAUGCGCGUGAGUGCCGGCUUUGCGCCCCUACUGCUUUCAAACCUCGAAAUCGCGCAUCUGGUGAUCCCAGGCAUCACUGAUCAAGUCAGUGAAACUGCUUCGGAGGAUGACAGCUGGCUCGAAUCGACGCCGUCCAGCCCGCGCGUCGAGAGCGCCUUACAGCAACGUAUAGCAGCCAGCAAGUUCACGCGCCAAAAAGGGCCUGGGGAGGGCUUCUCAAUCCUCACUCUAACUGCAAAGGACGCAGGCGAAACGCGCGACAUCGAAUUCAUAUGGUUCGGCAAGCCGCCAGAGAGUAUCCUCAUGUUGAAAGGCAAGACUAUGGACGGAGCAGAGCACGUCGUGGGCGAAAUGGACCCAGAUGGAGAUGACGGCGUAUGGUAG